AUGGAGGCGGCAGACCCCGGGGCAGCAGAGCCGUCCUCUAGGCCGGAGGCCUCGGCGUCUGCCGACGACCGGCUUUUCCUGGUUAAAGGUGGAAUUUUCCUUGGUUCUGUUGCUGCAGCAGGAAUGCUAGCUGGAUUUGCCACAACAUUGUCCUUGGCUAAAAAGAAAAGUCCUGAGUGGUUCAAUAAGGGAAGUAUGGCCACAGCUGCCUUACCAGAGAGCGGGUCUUCCCUGGCCUUGCGAGCCCUGGGGUGGGGCUCACUUUAUGCCUGGUGUGGGGUCGGUGUGAUCAGCUUCGCCGUCUGGAAGGCUUUAGGAGUGCACAACUAUCCACCUCCCAUGAAAGACUUUCGAAAUAAAAUGCAGUCAAUAUUUCCAGCAAUUCCCAAGAACUCUGAGUCGGCUGUUGAGUGGGAGGAAGCACUGAGAUCCAAAUGA
This is a messenger RNA of Rangifer tarandus platyrhynchus (Svalbard reindeer), 438 nucleotides long. The record is from the annotation of a GenBank genome assembly. NCBI's taxonomy places the organism in Eukaryota, Metazoa, Chordata, Mammalia, Artiodactyla, Cervidae.